AAUCAAUCACAAAUAAAAGAAUUUAAAUCUAAAGUAUUAGGUCAAAUGAGAAGCAACAGUAAAUUGAAGCGGCUCCCACGAAACGUACGACAGCAAAGCUUCUCGAUUUUUCUAUAUAAUCCACGUUUAGCAUUUGUAAAAACCUUCUUUCUCGUCAUCUUUGCUUAGGGUGCUUUAAUGCGUUAUUCCCAAUUCUCUCUCCUUUCAGAUAAGUCUUAAUCCUUGAUUUCAUCAAUUUUCUUUUCUCUCUCUCUUUAAUUUGUCCUAUUUAUUUCAAUCAAUUUCACCAAUUUCACCUUUUUAAUUCGAGAUAAGAUACAGGGUUUAGUUUCAUCAAUUUAUGUUUUGAAAUUCGAUUCAAUGUUCAUAGAGCCUACAUGAGCUAUCAAAUUCAGAUGCGGAGGAUUCGAAUUCUCCACUCCUUUUCAGUUGUUUUCCUCUACUGGUUCUACGUUUUCUCAUGAACUAAUCGCCUCAAUUUCAUGGAUUUAGUUAUUUUUUGUUUUUGAUUCAAUCAAACCCUAACCCUAAUUCAAAAAACUCCCCAAAAUAGUUUUUAGCGAGGAAUACAACGAUUUUUCGGAUUUAGAAGCGGUUAAGUAUUUAAUUAUCAUGCAGCAGCCUCAACAGGUAAGUUCCGGAUCGGAUUCUGAUCCGAGAUAUGCGAAUAUGGAUGAAAGGAAACGAAAGCGGAUGAUAUCGAACCGUGAAUCUGCUCGUAGAUCGAGGAUGAGGAAGCAACAACACGUUGAUGAACUAAUAAAAGAAGCUCAACAGUUGAAAUCUCAAAACUUGGAGAUUUCGAAUAAAAUCGAUGCUGUUUCUCAGAUUUAUAUUGGAAUUCAAUCGGAAAAUAAUGUUUUAAGAGCUCAAAUGGUUGAGUUGACUGAUAGAUUGAGGUCUUUGAACUCAGUGCUUCAGUUUAUGCAGGAUAUUAGUGGAUUUGCUAUGGAUAUUCCCGAGAUUCCUGACAAUAUGCUUGAGCCAUGGCAGAUUCCUUACCCCCUGAACGCCAUCUCGAAUGUGUUUCAGUGCUGAACAUCAAAGAUUGUCAGUGGUGGCGAAUAAUGGCGGUUCUUUGAGAUCAAUAGAGAAAUCAAUGGUGAACAAAGUUAUUGCUGCAAUGCUGCUAUAUGUGGAUUAAUUGUUGUAUUACAAAAGUAUCAUCAACUUAUUUGUGCUUUUGGUUUUAAGAGUGAUUUUUUUUUGUUGGGUCCUUUCCGGUGUGUUAUUGUUUAUUUUUAGAUUUGUUUGAUGCUUUCCAUAUGCCCUGUUUUGGCAUUAUGGUAUGAAAAUUAUGUUGCAUUUGUAAUUUUGUGGCCUUAAAUUUGGUGUUCUUGAUGUAUAAUUGACAUUGUUGGAACUUGGAGGGUUGUUUAUCUCCUUAAUUGAUGGAAAUCCAAUUUGAUUUAUAGAAGGGCCCUUUUUUGUUAA
Molecule: messenger RNA, 1434 nt
Organism: Amaranthus tricolor (Joseph's coat)
Lineage: Eukaryota; Viridiplantae; Streptophyta; Magnoliopsida; Caryophyllales; Amaranthaceae
Product: bZIP transcription factor 53-like
Exons: 1
Coding region: 613-1038 (141 amino acids)
Biological process (GO): positive regulation of DNA-templated transcription
Cellular component (GO): nucleus
Molecular function (GO): transcription cis-regulatory region binding; DNA-binding transcription factor activity
Source: RefSeq, a predicted model, not a curated record